Hypoxylon trugodes is the source of this 786-nucleotide messenger RNA. RefSeq lists its product as uncharacterized. The coding region runs from base 1 to 786 and encodes 261 amino acids. Lineage: Eukaryota; Fungi; Ascomycota; Sordariomycetes; Xylariales; Hypoxylaceae. The record is from RefSeq and is a predicted model, not a curated record. The transcript has 3 exons.
AUGUUGUUUAUUCAAUUAUUCUUAAGUUUCGUCCUCUUCCUCCUUCCAGUUCAGAGCGAGCCAAUCCCAGGAAAACAAAGCCCGCGCAAGGCACCUCUCCUUGUUGACUUCGAUGCUUCGCGGGGCGAUGACCCCAAAAUACUUGGGACUCUUAACCUAGAGAAGGCCAAGGGUGAUAGGCCCAAGGCCAACACGGCUGACCUGUAUAUUAAAUCGGACAAGGACUGGCAAGGAACGAAAGCUGCACACUUUCACCAUAAAGCCGGAUACCGCAGGGCGGAAUACCAUGCGCUGAAGGGUCAAACUAAGGCGGGAACCACGUAUUUUAUUGCCUACAAACUUGCGCUUGAGCAACUGGCCGAUGGGCUCAUCAUCUUCCAGUGGAAGGAGUACAAGGCCAACAAUGCGAAAGAUGGAGGGGCCAAUAUCCCAUUAGUUUUAAUUCUACGUAACAAGAAGUUGGAAUUCGGACAUUCAGAGAAGUGGGGAGAGAAAGGUCAUGGAACACAGUGGACAGUCGAUGUCGAACCUCAUAAGGAAUACAAGAUUGGUCUGGAGAUUUUUGCCCAGGCAAAAGGGGGACAUGCUAAGCUUUGGUUCAAUGGCAAGCCUGUAACGUUUGACACUACUAAGUCACAGGUUUUGACAGGCAACAUGUACCCUGGACAGAGCGAUCCGAAGUUUGGCAUCUAUGGGGGCCAGGAUGAGCAGGUGGACAGCUACGUUUAUCAGGUGCAGAUUGGGACCAGCAAGGACGACCUCGAUCAGAGUUAUUUUGGAAACUAA